AUGCCGCGGAAUACCCAUCCACCGGCAAACAACGCCGGACCCAAUGCAUCUCACAAAAAAGACCGAAAACGACAAGGUCGUCUGUUCCAGCAUACAGUACCUAAUAAAUACUCAAGGAUCCGCUGGGCCCCCCUAAACAUCGGCCUCGAGCGUCGCCUUCAGACCUUGGUUGUUCUCUGCCAUACGUUGACCAUUGCGCUCUUUCUGGCCUUCUUUUUCUUCACAUGCGCCAUUCCCUUGACAUGGCCCCUCCUGUUCCCUUAUCUCGUUUACAUCACCCUUUUCUCGACCGCCCCAACUUCGGGAACGCUGAAGGGCCGCAGCGACUUCCUGCGCUCGCUUCCCAUCUGGAAGCUCUACACCGCCUACUUCCCAGCAAAGUUGCAUCGGUCCGAGCCACUUCUACCGACACGCAAAUACAUCUUUGGAUAUCAUCCGCACGGGAUCAUCUCGCACGGCGCAUUCGCCGCCUUCGCCACAGAUGCUCUGGGAUUCUCUAAGCUCUUCCCAGGGAUCACCAACACCUUACUGACGCUUGACUCGAAUUUCCGUAUACCAUUUUAUAGAGAAUAUGCGAUGGCCAUGGGCGUCGCGAGCGUGUCGCGGGAAUCAUGCGAAAAUCUCCUCACCAAAGGAGGCGCAGACGGCGAAGGCAUGGGACGAGCCAUCACAAUUGUGGUCGGAGGCGCCCGAGAGUCGCUGGACGCGCUGCCGCAUACCAUGCGUCUGGUCCUCAAGAGGCGGAAGGGAUUCAUUAAGCUCGCGAUUCGCACCGGAGCGGAUCUUGUCCCCGUGCUGGCAUUCGGUGAAAACGACCUGUACGAGCAAGUGCGCUCCGACCAACAUCCCCUCAUAUACAAAGUCCAGAUGUUGGUGAAGCGGUUUCUGGGGUUUACUGUGCCUUUGUUCCAUGCUCGGGGGAUUUUCAACUACGACGUGGGCUUGAUGCCGUACCGUCGGCCUCUGAACAUCGUUGUUGGUCGUCCUAUUCAGGUUGUUCGGCAGCAAGACAGGGACAAGAUCGACGAUGAAUAUAUUGACCGUCUCCAUGCCGAGUACGUGCGAGAGCUGGAGAGCUUGUGGGACCAGUGGAAGGACGUUUAUGCGAAGGACAGGAUCUCGGAAUUGGAGAUUGUCGCCUGA
Aspergillus terreus NIH2624 is the source of this 1143-nucleotide messenger RNA. RefSeq names its product diacylglycerol acyltransferase type 2A. The transcript has 2 exons. Bases 1 to 1143 code for a protein of 380 amino acids. Gene Ontology annotation, molecular function: diacylglycerol O-acyltransferase activity. Gene Ontology annotation, biological process: triglyceride biosynthetic process. NCBI's taxonomy places the organism in Eukaryota, Fungi, Ascomycota, Eurotiomycetes, Eurotiales, Aspergillaceae. Gene Ontology annotation, cellular component: endoplasmic reticulum membrane. The record is from RefSeq and is a predicted model, not a curated record.